AUGGCCCUGACGAAUAUGGAGUCAGAUAUCCAAAUUCCAAGCUCCACCCCCCUUGAUCUUCACCUCGACCAUCCCACCGUCGAAGAAUGCAUCCAGAUUUGGUCGGAAACUGCAGACUCAUGGAAAGAUUCUCUGACCAUACCCAAGUACAUCCACGAGGCCGAGUAUCUUACGACAGUUCCGCUUGCUAAGGAUGGAGGCAUGACCACGUGGGUUCUCGUUGAGAAGGAUCGUCUUCCGAACGAGCGUACGAUUCUUUGCUCUUGCGAGAGUUUCCGAAAACGAUGUCUGACUAGCGAUGUCAACGGUAACAUCAUGGAGGGCAUUGUUCAUGGUAUCGCAAGUGUAUUCUGCCCGGCAGAGCUUCGAGGCUGCAGCUACGGGGCUCGCCACAUGAAGGAGCUCGCAAAGGUCCUGCACGGAUGGCAGUCUGAGUAUGGCAAGAGUAUUGGAAGCAUUCUGUACUCAGACAUCGGGAAGGAAUACUAUACGAGGUGGGGCUGGCCGCCAAAUCUCACUAACGGGCAUUUUGUGUUGCCAGCUGCGAAGAUGGAGAAACCAGCGGCUACUCAGCCGAUCCUUGAGUCAGACCUGGAGCAUCUGUGCUCCAGAGACGAGGCCAUGAUAUAUAACGCCAUGGCAAUGCCCAGUACGUCACGGAAGAGGGUGGUGAUUCUGCCAGACAUGGAUCACAUGUUGUGGCACAUCCGCAAGGAGGACUUCGCCACCAAUCAUAUCUUUGGUAAAACGGCUCAGGCAAAGGGAGCAAUUGCUGGCGUGCCUGGGAAACAGGUUUGGGCCAUUUGGGUCCAUCGCUACUACGAGCAUCCGAAUUAUCCCAAUGAAGAGAAGCAGGGCGAUCAGAAUGUUCUCUAUAUUCUUCGCCUUGUGGUAGAGGGCGACGCCACUGCCAACAAGCCGCGCGAGCCUUACUUCACGAUUGCGAUGGACGGGAACAAAGAAGAAGCAGCAGCGCUGGAGGCUGUAAUGCAAGCUGCUCAGGCAGAGGCGGCGGAUUGGGGCCUGGAUCAAGUGCAAUUGUGGGAGCCAUCUCCCAUGGUACAGAGUAUUCUUGAACAAAGCAAUCUCAAUCCUGUCUACGUUGAGAGACAGAGUCACAGCAUUGCUAGUGUAUUGUGGUUCGAAGAAGGCGGCAAUGUACAAGAUGAUCAUCCAAUCUUGAUCAACAAUGAGCAUUAUGCAUGGUGUUAG
Colletotrichum orchidophilum is the source of this 1212-nucleotide messenger RNA. RefSeq lists its product as uncharacterized. The transcript has a single exon. NCBI's taxonomy places the organism in Eukaryota, Fungi, Ascomycota, Sordariomycetes, Glomerellales, Glomerellaceae. The record is from RefSeq and is a predicted model, not a curated record. Bases 1 to 1212 code for a protein of 403 amino acids.